AUGGGGGGGGGGUAUAAUGGUGAUGAUAGUGACAGCAGUGAUGAUUGUGGUGGAAGAGAUAGUGAUGGUGAUGGUGGUGACCAUGGUAGUAAUGAUGUUGAUGGAAAUCUAGAUGAUAAUGUUUAUGAAAAUGGUGAUGAUGAUGACGAUGAUGAUGAUGGCAGUACUUAUGACAAUGGAUGCCCCCCAGGGUCUCAUGCUGCUCCGCUGCUGCCCGUCAGCUACCGCCUGUCCCACACCCGCCUGGCCUUCUUCCUUCGAGAGGUGCAGCCGCCGCCCCCACCUACAGCCAACAGCAGCGGCGGGGCGCCCCUGCAGCGCUCUGAACCCUUCGUCGUCUUCCAGACGAAGGAAUUACCCAUACUCAAUGUAUCCCUGGGGCCCUUCAGCACCAGCCAGGUCCUGGCCCGGGAGCUCCUGCAGCCCGCCAGCACUCUGGACAUCCCUGAGAGGCUGACGGUCAACUGGAAGGUUCGGGCCUUCAUAGUGCACCCUCGGGUGCCCGCCUCGCAGCCCGUGGCCCAGGUCUUGUUCUACGUGGCCGGCCGGGACUGGGACGACUUUGGGGCCACCGAGAGACUGCCCUGCGUCCGCCUGCACGCCUUCCGCAACGCGCACGAAGUCAAGAGCUCCUGCCGCUUGAGCGGAGGGCUAGCCACCUGCCUGGUCCGGGCCGAGCUGCCUCUGGCCUGGUUCGGACCGCCUGCUCCGGCGGCACCACCCCCUGCCCGCCGCAAGCCCCCUGAAGGCCUGGAGCCCGAGCCUGGCGGGGAAAGCCAGCAAGCCGAACUCUACUAUAGACUACACUCCCCCGAUGCCAAUGGGGGCUGUGGUGGGGAGGGCGCCCGCCGGGGCGGGGGAGGAGCCCGCGCCGAGGGCCCCACGCAGUACCCGCUCCUCCGAAUAGGCAGCAUCAGUCUUUUUCGCCCGCCGCCCAAGCGGGCCCUCCAGGAGCACCGGCUGGACGGCAACCUGGUCAUCCGCCUCCCAGACCGACCCCUGAAACCUGGGGAGGUGUUAAGCAUCCUCCUCUACCUGGCACCCAACUCCUCCUCCUCCUCCAGCCCCAGCGUGGAACAUUUCACCCUCAGGGUGAAGGCCAAGAAGGGAGUAACCCUACUGGGCACCAAGGCCCGAAGUGGCCAGUGGCAGGUGACUUCAGAGCUGCUCACAGGGGGAAAGCACUCGACUGCCACCGUGGAUGUGUCCAGAGCUCAAAGUGCCCCCUUGCUCCCCAGGGAGGGCGAGGGACCCCUGGAGAUCCUGCAGCUGGACUUUGAGAUGGAGAACUUCACCAGCCAGUCCGUGAAGCGCCGGAUCAUGUGGCAUAUCGACUAUCGAGGCAGGAGCCCCCUGCCCGACCUAGAGAGGGCAGUGACUGAGCUGACCGUCAUCCAGAGGGAUGUGCAGGCUAUUCUACCCCUGGCUAUGGACACCGAGAUCAUCAACACAGCCAUCCUGACUGGCCGGACGGUGGCCAUACCAGUCAAGGUCAUUGCUGUCGAGGUGACGGGUCUGGUUCUGGAUGUCUCAGCCCUGGUGGAGUGUGAGUCCAACAAUGAGGACAUCAUCAAGGUGUCCAGCAGCUGUGACUAUGUGUUUGUGAGCGGGAAGGAGUCACGGGGCUCCAUGAAUGCUCGGGUGACCUUCCGAUAUGACGUCUUGAGCGCCCCCCUGGAGAUGACUGUCUGGGUCCCCAAAUUACCAUUACACAUUGAGCUGUCUGAUGCCCAGCUCAGCCAAGUGAAAGGCUGGAGGGUACCCAUUCUCCCAGACAGAAGCACAGAGAUAAAACAUGGGGCUGCGGGCCAAGGAUUCAUCCUAAACCUGCUCUCUACCUGCUUAUGGCCAGGUCAGCUCGGGGAGAGUGAGGAUGAGGAGGAGGAAGAGGAAGAGAAGCGGCAGAACCGGGGAUGCACUCUACAGUACCAACACUCCACGCUCCAGGUCUUCACUCAGUUCCACACCACGUCCUCUGAGGGCACUGACCAGGUGGUCACCAUGUUGGGCCCUGACUGGCUGGUGGAGGUGACCGACCUGGUCAGUGACUUCAUGAGGGUAGGUGACCCUCGUGUGGCCCAUCUGGUGGACAGCAGCACUUUGGCCGGCCUGGAGCCUGGGACUACCCCAUUUAAGGUUGUGUCCCCACUGACCGAGGCUGUUCUGGGAGAAACGAUGGUGAUGGUGACAGAGGAGAAGGUCAGCAUCACGGAGCUCCGAGGCCAGGUGGUGGCCAGCCUCUCCCUCUCCCUGCGCCCCAGCCCUGGGAAUAGUCACACCAUCUUGGCUACUACGGCAGCCCAGCAGACCCUCAGCUUCCUCAAGCAGGAAGCACUCCUGAGCCUCUGGCUGUCCUACAGUGAUGGCACCACGGCUCCACUGUCCCUGUACAGCCCAAGAGACUACGCAUUGCUGGUCAGCAGCCGGGAUGAGAGGGUGGCCACUGUGACCCAGGACCGGGCCUUUCCCCUCGUGGUGGCCGAGGCUGAGGGGGAAGGCCCGCUGCUCCAGGCUGAUCUCACCAUCUCAGAGAGCUGUCAGAAAUCCAAGCGGAAGAGCAUCCUGGCCACAGCGGCUGUGGGGCUGCGAGUGCGCUUUGGGAAUGAGGAAGAGGAUCCCACCUAUGACUACCCGGGCCCGAGCCAGCCUGGCCCAGGUGGGGGCGGUGGAGACAGUGAGGAUGAGGUCGUAGGGGCUGGCCACCCUGGCACUGCUUCCCCUCAGGGGCCACCCACACCAGGCACUGCUGGUCCAGCCCAGACUCCGACAGAGGAUUUUCCACCCAUCCCCACGGGCUUCACCCAGAUGCCCCGGGGACUGACGGACCUGGAAAUCGGGAUGUACGCCUUACUAGGUGUCUUCUGCCUGGCCAUCCUCGUCUUCCUCAUCAAUUGUAUUGUAUUUGUACUCCGGUAUCGGCACAAGAGGAUCCCCCCUGAGGGCCAGACCAGCAUGGACCACUCCCAUCACUGGGUCUUUCUGGGUAAUGGACAGCCCCUCAGGGCCCAGGGGGAGCUCUCACCCCCUGCAGGCAACCCUCUGGAGGCCGUGCCUGCCUGCUGCCAUGGGGACCACCACAGCAGUGGCAGCUCCCAGACCAGCGUCCAGAGUCAAGUCCACGGGAGAGGGGAUGGCAGCUCGGGGGGCUCAGCCCGGGACCAGGCCGAGGACCCAGCCAGCUCUCCCACAUCCAAGCGCAAGCGGGUCAAGUUCACCACUUUCACCACAAUGCCCUCUGAGGAGCUAGCCUAUGACUCAGUGCCCGCUGGGGAGGAGGAGGAGGAGGAGGACCUGAGGUGGGGCUGCCCAGAUGUGGCAGGGGGCACAUUGGCUGCCCCCCCAGACCUGCACAACUACAUCCGUAGAAUCAAAGAGAUUGCUUAGAUGCCCCUCCCACAACUACCCCGAGCCUCCACCUUGGCCCCACUCAGCUGCUUUUCCGGGAAGAGUCUGCCUCAACCUCCCGGCUUAUUCUGGGCCUUGUUGGAUUGGGUUUUAUAAAUCCUAACCUUCUCCCCACCUCCUAACAUUGGGUUAGGCCUGGGCAGGGCUGGCUCUGAAGCCUUGUCCCCUCCCCUCCACUCACCGCAGGCUCUCCCUCUGGAGGGACUAGCCCGGUAGGAAGGGAUUGAAGGAGAGGCCCUAUCUUCCCCCUCUCACUGUCUCCACUGCCUUCUAAAAUCUAACACCUCUUUUCCCCCUCAGACAGUAAGAAGAGGCAGUGUGUAGACAAGAGAGAGAAAAAGAAAUUGGGGGAGGGAGAGAGAAGCGCGGGCUUUUCCCUGUGUGCCCCUCCCAAGCUUUGUCUGCCCCCAGGGUUAUCCCUUCCUUGGGGGCCUGCUUCCCUCCCCUCCCACUCCCCCAUUUCUCCUCCUUCCCUUCCCCCAAGCUGCACAAUGACUUUUCUCAAACCUACAUUCAGGGAUUUCUGUCCUGAGGAUGGGGAUGAGGGGACUCCCCCCGGCCCUCCUGAGGGAUGGAGCUGCAGAGCUGAAGAAUUGGGGCUGGCUUGGGAAGUCAUACCCCCUGAAAAUCUGGGAGGCUCCAUCCCUCUCCAGAUGCUGGGAACCUCCCCAGGUUACUUGUGGGAGUCCCCGUGGGAGCCCUUGGUCACGGGUUCAGCCCAUGGGGGUCAAGGUCGGAGCCAGACUGUGCCACCCUCAGCUUGCCCAUACCCUCAAAUCUCCUCCCCUGAGGAAUCGUUGAGGGCUUCUCCCCUCCUGCCUCCUUCCUAUGGAGGCUCUGGGCAGGGAGCUGGUGUGUGGGAGGUGUCUACUCUGUCCACAACCCUUCCCCUCCACCCCAAAAUCUAUUGUCCAGAGAUGGGGCACUGGCAAUGACACUGUCCCAGAAAGGGUUAAGGGGUAGGAGGGCAGAGAAGAGGGGGAGCUCCAUCUGCCCAGGCUCUCGUGGCUUCCCCACAAUGUCUCACCCCUACUCCCAACCCAAGGGCACUGCCCUCUAAUUCCCAGUUAGGCGGGAAUUCUUCUAACCCUGUGAUUUCCUCAGCUAGGUCUUCACCACGCCUUAGCCACUUGUCAUGGGUUUGCCAGCUGUUUAUUCCCUUUCUAGGUGGGUCAGGGUGGGGUGGCAGGGUGAGGGAGGCGCUAGGAGAGGCUGCCUUUCCCCCCUCCACCAACACAGACCCCCAUGGGGUGGGUCUGAAGGCACCAGGAGACAUAUCGUCUUUAAGGGUGAGAGCUGAGGGCACCAGCAUCACCGCCACCACCCUGGGGCAGCUGGAUUGGACGAUGCAACUUCUCAGAUGUGAUUUCUCCAUUUGGGUUUUUACCCACCACUGUGUCUGAUUUUUCUUAAAUAAAUAAACAGAAAAGACCAGUAUGGGGCGGGAGCAGAGGGACCCAGAGAA
This is a messenger RNA of Phascolarctos cinereus (koala), 4870 nucleotides long. The record is from RefSeq and is a predicted model, not a curated record. Lineage: Eukaryota; Metazoa; Chordata; Mammalia; Diprotodontia; Phascolarctidae.